CAAGCCAUUCUGGGUGCUGUUGCAUCUCAUCAGAGCAUCCCACAACAAGCCACAGCUCCAGUCCGCCACCAUGUCCACUCACAGCGACCUUAUCCACAUCUUCAAAGGAAUCCCCUUCACUACACGAUCCUCAGCCGAGCUCCUGAAAUGUCUGGGCUCAUUCCAGGCCCACGAGGAUGACCUCCUUCUCGUCUCCUAUCCCAAAUCCGGUACUCACUGGCUUGCUGAGAUCAUGAAGCACCUCUACAAUUCAAAGGUCACCCUCACCUCGCCCAUCGAAUUCGGGGACAUUUCCAAACUGGAAGAACUAAACAACAUCACCACCAAGAGGAUAAUCCCAACACACCUUGGCUACAACAUGCUGCCCCAAGACUUCAAGACCAAGAAGUGCAAGGCCAUCUACAUCAUCCGUAACCCCAAAGACACAGCCGUCUCCUUAUUCCAUUACUACAGAGACAACCCCAACCUACCCACUAUUGACAUGUGGAGCACCUACUUCGAUAUGUUCCUGAAUGGACAAGUUGUAUACGGAUCCUGGUUCGACCACAUCCUGAGCUGGGAAGAGCACCAGAAUGAGAUGGGGACUCUCUUCCUCUACUAUGAAUCCAUGAAAAAGAAUCCCUUUAAAUCGGUGAGGGCAAUCAGCUCUUAUCUGGGAAUAAACAUUAAUGACAAUGAAAUCCACGAAAUCUGCAAGAAAACCUCAUUUUCCGAGAUGAAGAACAGUGCAGAGAACGAAAUAAGUGACCCGAAUCACACCGUCUGCUCUCUGACUUCUAACCGCAAAAUGAUCUUCCGGAAAGGCACUGUCGGGGACUGGAAACAGUAUUUCUCCACCAAGCAGAACAGACUGUUUGAGGAGCUCUACAACACCAAGAUGAAUACCAGCUGUCUUGCCAAACGCAUCCACUACGAGAACUGAGUCCAUCCGUCAGUUCAGACUUUAUUGUUACUGAGAGACUUCCUCCAUACCAGACAGACUGGCACAGGAAAGGUCAAAAACAAGGCAGAUGCAUGGACAAUUAAAGGAUUCCUCCACCCUGUAGUGGGACUCUGCAGAGUUUACCAGUUAACAAUGGCGGCCACAGCCCUAAGAUGUAACAGCCGGGUGACCAAAUGACACGUCUAAGCUUGAGUGGCCACCUAGCAUAAACCUCAGGGGCAUCUUUAUAAACAUGGACAGCUGUCUCGCCACUUCAGUUCUGAUGGAACAUUUUACCUAUGUUCCCUAAAUAUGUGAAAACAUGAAAAAGGAAAUCUUAACAUCAAAAAGCUGUCCAAAAAUAGCUGAAAAAUAAAAUGUAAAGGAGAGAUAAUUGUCAGCUUGCAAAAAGAUCCUGACACUUAUCCACUGAUAUUACUGAAUAACAGCUGGUUUAGGAUGCGGAAAAUUGGCAGACAGAAUCUAUACAUAAAUUGGCAAAAUCUGUCCUUGUGUAGAUCUCUCUGGGUUAUUUUUAUUGCUGUUGUAAAAAGGUUUCACAUUGAUGAAUCUGGCAGAAUAUAGACAGGUUUUUAUAAACAGGCCAAGUGGUGGAUUUACUGCAUUCUCCAGUGGAUCCACAAGGUGGCACUAUAUGUCUGCCCAGAAGCGAGUCAUCCAUGCCCUCUAGAUUUAAAUCCAUAAAUGCCAUUUAACACUGUUUUAAAACUUCUAUAAUUUCCCUUCUGGAAUAUUCUCAGGAACUAUGAAAUAUUUUACACUGAAGAUGUUAAGAAAAAUUAUAUUUUUAUAUUUAUAGAGUACAAAGGGAGCAUUUUUAGUAACGCUUUGCUAAAUCUCUGUUGAAUUUGGCAACCAGAAACAGGUUCCUAUAAUGCAAAGUGCCAUACGACCUCUGUAUGCUUUGGAGGUAACAGAUGUCACAUGCUUGUCUUCUAUCCUCCGACGCAGGUCACAUGAUCUCUGCUAAGGAGGCUCAGACAGAUAGGAAAGAGACAGCCAAUCAGCAGCUCUGCUUAAAUGACUGUCAUGCACUUCUUCAGCGACCACAUGACCAAUGACGUGGCAUCCAUCACAUGACCAUAACCAGAAGAGAAAUGAGACUUCUUCAGAAAGCAUGACUUCUCUAAGGCUGCAUUCACACCUUCAUGCGUGUUUCUGGAAACUCGUGAAAAAUGCGGAAAACAAGCCUCACACUUGCGCUGCUAUUAUUUAUCGUCUAAUAUUAGCACUCCAACCAUGGGUAGCAGUCUGGCAUUUUGUUGCACAUUUACUGUGCAACAAAACGUGCAUCGCAAAAUACGCUUGGCUCACUGCCCAAAAAGGUACAUGAGCUAAGUGAAUGGACUGUCCUAUGAUGUGUGAUAAAUGCACCAAAAAAAACGCAGUAAACGCAUUGCACAGGUGUGAAAGCAGCCUUUCUGAUGCCUUAGAAGGCAAUUUCAAUACCUCAAAAUCAUAUAGUUUUUGGUGGACACGCGCUUUGCGCAGCUUUCAGCAUGUGGUAAAACAAGCCCAGCUGUUUCCUCUAUUUUUGAUGUGCCUUUUUCAGUCUGUUAGAACAAACCCCUUUUGAUUUUAUAUUUAUCUGUUCAAAAAACACGUAUUGGUCCUGCCAGAAAUCUUUUGAGCUAAAAACUUCCUGUGAUUCACUGUUCUCAGUUACAUUGUUUCCUGUUAGUUCUGGACUAAAACACUUUCCCAAUAUGUCAUGGGAUGGGGGAGAUGUUUUGUGGUUCCAUCCAAGGGUGACAAUGCUGCCCUGCUAUAGACACAGUACAAUGAGUGGGUAUUGUCACCCUAGGACAGGAAGUGUGGUAUUGGCAGAAUCACCAGGUGAAAGUAAAGGGGGGGGGGAUUACUAAAAAAAAUAAAACCAUUGUAGCCAUCAUAUCUUAGUUGUGCAUCAUGUAACGUGGAGAAACUGCCAGAGGCAUCUUCAUUAAGCAAUAAGAAAAAACAUCAUCUGUGUGAGAUUUUCCCCAGAACAAUGGAAGUUUAACACUUAAUAUUUGCUGUGAGUUGCUGAACCCUUUUAUUUAAUUUUUUUUUUUUUUUAAAGGGACGCUGUCAUUGGCAAUUACCCUGCCAACCAGCACCACAAGGUGGCAGUAGAUUCCUAUUGGUGGUGACUGAUAUUCUGCACUUUUCUGAUUGAAUCUGUCAUGGUCAUCCCACAAACCCUUUAGUUGCAUUGUAAAUAGGAAAGAUUAAGAUACGAUUUAUCUGAGUGACAUUUCCCAGGGCCGCAGAACUGAUCUUUUCAUCGCCAUCUGUUUAUCUAUGGAAGGAUCCGCAGAUGGGUGGAAGAUUUGCUGGUGGCCUCAGGGGAGAAACUUGAUUCUGUAUUAUUUGCUGUGUAUUUUGUAUCUUAGAAAUUCAUGUUUUUAUUUCUUUCAAUAAACUACUUUAUGUUCUUACAGUA
Molecule: messenger RNA, 3368 nt
Organism: Rana temporaria (common frog)
Lineage: Eukaryota; Metazoa; Chordata; Amphibia; Anura; Ranidae
Product: sulfotransferase 6B1-like
Exons: 6
Coding region: 71-922 (283 amino acids)
Biological process (GO): sulfation
Cellular component (GO): cytoplasm
Molecular function (GO): sulfotransferase activity
Source: RefSeq, a predicted model, not a curated record